Molecule: messenger RNA, 760 nt
Organism: Saccostrea cuccullata (small rock oyster)
Lineage: Eukaryota; Metazoa; Mollusca; Bivalvia; Ostreida; Ostreidae
Exons: 3
Coding region: 175-426 (83 amino acids)
Source: RefSeq, a predicted model, not a curated record
UCCUACACUCUCUAUAGGUUCAAGUAUUUUUAUUAGUGUAGCUGCAGCAAAGAGAGAUAUGUUUUUCUUGCUGUGCAGUUUAAAAAGUUUGCAUGCCGUUUAAUGAGCAAAAGCUUUGCAGAAGACACGGAAAUAGAAAACAUACAGAUGUCCGGUGGUAAAAUUUGACACAGGAUGCUGGUAGUGUCAAUAUGGACGUCUUUUCUCUUAUUGCAGUUUUGUGCAACAGAAACUUCGACUGAUUCCCAUAGAUCACUAGGAGAAUUCACUUCCGGUUUCCUGUCUGGAAUGGCUGCCAUGUUGUUCCUGUUUGUGACAGUCUGUGGUUCCAUGUACUUUGCCAGGAAAUACGAGGAAAACAAAGAGCUCAAAAGACUGAGAAAAAGGCAGGAGGUCCUACAGAUACAAGGAAAUGGCAAUAAUUAAUGAUUUCUUAAUUAACAACUAAUUUGUGAUCAGAUUGAGUUUUAUGAGUUGGAAAGCUAAAUUCGAUGCUAUCAAUCAUUAUUUGUGGUCUUCUUAAAUGCGCUUUGUUGUGACCUUCAAGACAAAAAUAUUUUUUGUAAACUUCCUAGAGUAAAUAAUUUACGUCUUGUUAUUGCAACCUGGGAGAGCGUGCUAUGUUGUGAACCAAUCGCUACUUAUUUAACAAAUUCGAACAUGUGAAAUAAUUAGUGAUUGGUCAAUCAUAUUAUUGUUAAUUCUUUGAUAGCAUAUUUUUUGGUGAUACACAUGUAAUAAAUUUGAUUUACUAUGAGAA